Molecule: messenger RNA, 2985 nt
Organism: Nezara viridula (southern green stink bug)
Lineage: Eukaryota; Metazoa; Arthropoda; Insecta; Hemiptera; Pentatomidae
Source: the annotation of a GenBank genome assembly
UGCAAAAUUAAAUAAUUUAUUUUAAACAAAUGUAAGCCUGUAAAAUGUACAAUUAAAUUAUUACAUUAUUCUUUAUAUGCUACAAACGUCAUGAGUUGGUUUUCCACAUCUUUUGGCAACUGAAUAUCAUUUAUAUAACACUUAAAUUUGUUUACAAUCCUGUAUAUACUUCUUUUAACAGACUUUUUUAAUGCAGUUCCUUGUGUUAUAUUCAGUAAAUCUUGUCGACUCAGUGAAGCUGACUGCAUGGUAUGUUUUAAAACUGAGUCCAGAGUUUGUUUUACUCGUAAGAGAGCAGAAAUAAUGGUUGGUAAAUCAGUCACAAGAAUACCAUAACUAUCCUCUUUAAGUGAAUGGCAGGCAAGGAAUGAAAGACUUUCACAGGCCCAUUUAAUAGGCAAUGACAAACGGAAUGCAUGGCGAAUUCUCAUAUCUUUCCUAUUCCCAAAAAAAUACAUGAUUAUUGGAAGAUUAUUUACAAAAUCUACUUUUUUCUGCAUUGCGGACAUUGUUUCUCUGUUACUUUUUUUAACUUCAUAUUUAAUAAUAGGAGAUUCUACUGAUUCACCAUCAAGAAAAUAGUUGGUAACAUUAUGUUUUAAUGGAGGAAUUUUAGCACUUUCUUCAGCAGGUUUAGUUUUCUUUGGCUGUUUCAUGUUUGCCUCUAAAUCAUUACAAAACUCUUCAAUAACACAUAAACAUUCCUUUUUAAUAGCAUUCCACUGAUGAGGAUGACCUCCAAAACUACUCAACUUGAAGAUCUCUUCACGUCUAGACUUGUUAUGUUCGCUUAACAAAUUUAGAUCUAGAAAUGCCAGAUGCUGAAUUAUUGGGUAUUCAGACAUUUUGAGUCCCUCACAAAGAGUAAGAUUAGCCUUGUCUUGAAUGGCAUAAAAAGGAAAUAUAUGACGUUCAGUAAGACAAAUCCUUAAAAACAGUUCCAUAAUUUUCAUUGAAACAACUGUCAAAGUUGAAAAUAAGUACAAAAGGAAAAAAACCUCUAUAUUGAAAAGUCCAGCAAUGUUAUCUAUUGGUUCAUGAUCAAAAGAUAAUGAGAAGGUCUCAGCAAUGAACUCUCUAAUAACUCCACCUCUAGCAUAAUAUAGAACCAUAAAUAAUAUAUCAGGUAUUAAUACCCAUUUCAUAGAUGUCUGAAUAGUUUCUAAUAAGUGACUUUUUAUCAAAACUAAUUUAGGUAGUGGAAUGACUGGAAACUGCAAAUAACGGGUACCCAUAAAAUGACUCUGGAAGAAAUAUAUGCCAUUAAUCCACAUGCAUCCUAAUAUUAUCACUAACCUUUUUUCAGAAAAACAGUAAGCAUCUUUAAAAACACAUUUGUAACUGAAUCUUUCAUAUUCUUUGCCAACAAAGGAGGCAUAUAUCCAUGGAAUGAGAAAACCAAUUGAAAUAUGUAGCCAGGAUACAAUUAAAUUAUGAACAGAAAAUAUCUCUUUCAACAUUGAAAACCUUGAUGGAUAGAAUGGUUGAGUUUGGAUAUAAUCUUCUGUAGAUGCAGCUCCUUGUCCAAACACAAGUAUUGUUAAGGGUAUAAUAUAAAGCCAUGCCCCUUGCCAAAUGAAGCUAACAUACCACUGGUAGAACCAUCGAAGUGGGUGAAGAACGUCAGCAUUUAAAAUAAAAAGAUACAUGUUUAAGAACGUAGCAUGCACUAAAAGAUUCCAUAAUAUUGGUUUGUAAGUCCUCUGGUUGAUUAAGGGAUAAGAUGGAAAAAAAGUCAUUGUAACAGUUAUUUAUACACACCACGUUCCGAAUAAAACUGAUAAUAAUUUUAGCACAUAAUUAAUAACUCCGAACCAACAUUCAACUAAAUCUAAAUCACGGGCACAAUCAUGUGAAGCGCCAGAAAAGUUGAAAAGGCGGUUAAUCUGACCAAUCAGUUCUCGUGAGUAAUCUAGUGGAAGGUAUCAUCAGGUUACUGAUGAAGGUUAAAUUUUAACAGUCAAACUGAACUUCGACUGUGGGUUCAAAUAAUUAUAUGAUUGUAAUGCCCAACUAUAUAAUUUAUUAUUAUUUAUUGUCUGCAUACAAUAACUUAAUAUUUAGUUUCAUUCCUGUCAAAUUAUAUCUAUCCUCAAAAGAUGACUGAAAAAUUGAAGGUCCUCUGCCUCCAUGGAUGCAGACAGGAUGGUAAAAUUUUUAACCAAAAAACAGGUAGUAUGCGGCGGAUGUUGAAAAAUAUAUGUGAAUUUACCUAUGUUACUGCACCUCACAGUAUCAAACCCCUAAGUAAUGAACUGAAUAAUACAAUUAAUGAUGAUUAUGAUUAUCGAACAUGGUGGUACACUGGUGCUGAUAAGACAUAUCUUUCUAAAUUACCUAGUGACAUAGAUGAAGGUUUUGAUGAUAGUCUUGAGUUUUUAAAACAAUUCAUUAAGGACAAUGGUCCCUUUGAUGGAUUACUUGGGUUUUCACAAGGAGGAGCACUAGCUGCUCUAAUAUGCUUUUUAAUUAAAAGAAAAGAAUUUGAAGCUGACUUCAAGUUUGUUGUUUUAAUUGGUGCCUUUAAAUCACUUUGUACCCCUCAUCUACAGUAUUACAGUGACAAAAUCAGUUUACCUUCCCUUCAUGUUUUUGGAGAAGGAGAUGAUAUUAUUACCAAAGAUAGAAGUGAAGAACUUAUGUCCUUUUUUGAAAAGGCUGAAAUCUUGAAACACAGUGGUGGCCACUACGUACCAUGUUCAAAAGAACAAAAAGAAUCUUAUUUAAAAUUCUUCAAAGAGAUGCUUUCAAUGAAGGAACAGCUAAAAAUUGGAUCAUAGCUUUUUUGUCCACAAUUUCCAUUUUUCAAGAAAUGAAAAAAAAAAACACUUAAUAAUCAAUGAAAAUAUAUUACCUUUAUAAAGAAUUUCAAUUGUUCCUAUUUUACUAAUAUUACUAAUGCUCAGAUUAAUAUGGUAUAUUUGUGGCAAAAAUCCAGCAGACCAAUCAUUGUAGAUGAGAACAAUAAAUAUGACAUUAUUUGAA